Molecule: messenger RNA, 1710 nt
Organism: Closterium sp. NIES-65
Lineage: Eukaryota; Viridiplantae; Streptophyta; Zygnematophyceae; Desmidiales; Closteriaceae
Source: the annotation of a GenBank genome assembly
AUGGACGUGGACGUGGACGUGGACGUGGUGGACGUGGACGUGGUGGACGUGGACGUGGACGUGGACGUGGACAUGGACGUGGACGUGGACGUGGACGUGGACAUGGACGUGGACAUGGACGUGGACGUGGACAUGGACGUGGACAUAGACGUGGACGUGGACGUGGACAUGGACGUGGACGUGGACGUGGACGUGGACGUGGACGUGGACGAGGACGUGGACAUGGACAUGAACAUGGACGUGGACGUGGACGUGGACGUGGACGUGGACAUGGACGUGGACGUGGACAUGGACGUGGACAUGGACGUGGACAUGGACAUGGACGUGGACAUGGACGUGGACGUGGACGUGGACGGGGACAUGGACGUGGACGUGGACAUGGACCUGGACGUGGACGUGGACAUGGACAUGGACGUGGACGUGGACGGGGACAUGGUGGUGGACGUGGACGUGGACGUGGACAUGGACGUGGACGUGGACGUGGACAUGGACGUGGACAUGGACGUGGACGUGGACAUGGACGUGGACGUGGUCGUGGACGUGGACGUGGACGUGGACGUGGACAUGGUGGUGGACGUGGACGUGGACGUGGACGUGGACCUGGACGUGGACGUGGACGUGAACAUGGACGUGGACAUGGACGUGGACGUGGACAUGGACGUGGUGGAUGUGGACGAGGACGUGGACGAGGACGUGGACGUGGACGUGGACGUGGAUAUGGACGUAGACGUGGACGUGGACGUGGACCUCGACGUGGACAUGGACGUGGACAUGGACGUGGACGUGGACAUGGAUGUGGACAUGGACGUGGACAUGGACGUGGACGUGGACGUGGACGUGGACAUGGACGUGGACGUGGACAUGGACCUGGACGUGGACAUGGACGUGGACGUGGACGUGGACGUGGACAUGGACGUGGACGUGGACAUGGACCUGGACGUGGACGUGGACGUGGACAUGGACGUGGACGUGGACGUGGACGUGGACGUGGACGUGGUGGACAUGGACGUAGACAUGGACGUGGACGUGGACGUGGACAUGGACGUGGACGUGGACAUGGACAUGGACAUGGACGUUGACGUGGACAUGGAUGUGGACGUGGACAUGGACGUGGACAUGGACGUGGACAUGGACGUGGACGUGGACGUGGACGUGGACAUGGACGUGGACAUGGACGUGGACAUGGACGUGGACGUGGACGUGGAUGUGGACGUGGACAUGGACGUGGACAUGGACGUGGACGUGGACGUGGACGUGGACGUGGACGUGGACGUGGACGUGGACAUGGACGUGGACGUGGACGUGGACGUGGACAUGGACACGGACGUGGACGUGGACACGGACGUGGACACGGACGUGGACGUGGACGUGGACGUGGACAUGGACGUGGACGUGGACGUGGAGGAGGACAUGGACGUGGACAUGGACGUGGACGUGGACGUGGACGCAGACGUGGACGUGGACGUGGACGUGGACGCGGACAUCGACGUGGACGUGGACAUGGAGGUGGACGUGGACGUGGACGUGGACAUGGACGUGGACGUGGACGUAGACAUGGACGUGGACGUGGACGUGGAGGACUUGGAUGUGGACAUGGACGUGGACGUGGACGUGGACGUGGACAUGGACGUGGACAUGGACGUGGACGUGGACAUGGACGUGGAUGUGGACGUGGACGUGGACAUGGACGUGGCAUGGACGUGGACAUGA